UUUUGCUCUCUCUCUCUCUCUUCUUCCUCCCCCUCCUUCACUCGCUCAGACAACUAAGCGGCUCUUCAAUCUCACUAGGACUGGGAACCCGUCGUCGUGGUCAGGAAGAAGGCCGACGAGAAAGCCGUCGACGUUGCUCGCCGUGCUCGAUUGAUACCGUCAAGAAAGUGUUUCAUAUUACUGCUAAAGAGGAGAAUAAUCUCAGUAAUGAUGCAAUAGCUAAAGAUAUUAAACAGCUGCUGAUCAGCUGAAACCAUAGUGCUGAUGACCGGAUGUAAUAGGGAGAUCAGAUUUUAGAUCACCAAGCAACUUGCAGCGCAUGGACAACUCUUUUAAAGAAGAAUCAGGUAAUUGUUAGCAACAAUAAAUCUCGUGGCAAAGCGUGGGUUACCAUUGCUAUUUGAACUAAAAGCUUUGCUUCCCGUCUAGAUUAGAGCCUGUUGUCACUCUCCGAUUCUUGUUUCCAUCUGCUCCUAAACGGCUACAAAGAAAUCUAAAAGGGUCGACUUUAUCACCCAUCGGAUACUAAAAGAUUGUACCGAAAAGUUCAAUUCAUAAGCAGACUGGGUUGCUUUGCUGUGUUUGGUGGCCUUUCCAAUUCCAUAUUCAAAUUAAACAAAGGCCCUAAAGUCUCAGACGGCUUUGUCUUUGAGUCGCGUCCUCAAUUUUCACACUUUCUGAAAAAUGAAGCGCAAGAAAUGGUCAGAGCUUGAAGAACAGACCCUUCUCACGAAGUAUUCUGAGCUUCUCAGCUCUGGAGCUCUAGCCAAGCUCAAAACCCGUGAGAAAAAAUUCAAGCCCAUAGCGGAGCAUGUUAACUUAGUGCACAACCUUGACGACCCUGUAACCUUCCCUUUCAAAUGGUCCUGGCGCGAUGUGUCAAUCAAGGUCCAAAACAUGCGCCACCAGUACCUGGGAGUCAAGCAGAAGAUCCGGGUCUCCAAGGACGAGUUCAACUGGAAGGAUGGUGAAAAUCACUGGGAGAAUUUCUUGAAGUACAAGGAAGUGUUUGGUGAUGUGGAGCUUGAUGGUAAGGGCAAGAGGUCGUGUGAGAAUGACAACUUUGAUGUUUUUGGGGAUUGUGGGGACUUAGGGUUUGGGAUUGAUUGUGAGGAUUUAGAGGAAGAAGAAGAUGAAGAAGAAGAAGAACAUUUGGAAGAGGAAGAAGAAGAUGGUACUGGUGGUGAUGACGAUAAUCGUGGCGAGGAAUACCCAGUUGGUGAGUUUGGGGGUGAAAGGGAAAUUGGGGACAUGGGAAUGGCUCAAAAAAGGAAAUUGAGUAAGGUUGGAUUGCAUAAGAGGUUGGGGUUGAUGAGUGCUCAGGUGUUGGACUUGCAGAAUAUGGUUGUGAAGAGGGAAGAGGGGAGGAGAGAGAGGGAGUGUAGGAGAGAGAAAGGUGAGGCUGAGAGAGAGGAAAGGAGGAAAGAAGUUGAGUUCAGGAGAGAGAAGAGGAGGAAUGAGCAGGAGGACUUGUUAGAAGAUAGAGAAUUGGAGUUGCAAGAGAGAGAGGUCAUGUGGACAAGAAGGGAGUUUGAAAAAAGGUUGAGGUUACAGGGGGAGUUUGAUGAGGAGCAUCAGAGGAGGAUGAGGAUGGAGGAGAGGAGGGAGGAGGAGGAGUUGGAGUGGCGGGAGAGGAUGAUAGGUUUGCAAAUUCAGCAUGAGAAGCAAAUGAUGCAAAUGCAUGCUGAGGCAUGCCAGAACCAAAUGCAGAUUCUUGGGGUCAUGGCUAGGUUUGUUUGUCAAUUUUUUGGGUCAAUGAAUGAUGGCCUUGGAGGUGGUUUAGGGACUCUGCCACCUCAAAUUUUGCAGAAUUUGCAGCAUCCAGGUGGACUGGGUGACAAUGGCAAGCCGGAUUCCAAUUCGCCUUCUGAGUUCCUCUAGACUGUAAUUUAAACCCCUUGCUACAUAGUAUAUAUACUUUAAUUUUGGAUCUAGUGAAUUUUAGGCAGUUGAAUUUUUAUUGUAUUCAAUAUGUUUGUACUAUGGUGAUUGAGAACAAUAACUUUUCAAAGCUAUACUAGCAGUGACUACUCUCAAGUCGUGAACGAUGGAUAAGUUUUCUUGCGUCACUCAGAAUAUCAUAUUUCUAAAACUUCUAAAGAAGUUAUUUUUAUU
Molecule: messenger RNA, 2115 nt
Organism: Rosa chinensis
Lineage: Eukaryota; Viridiplantae; Streptophyta; Magnoliopsida; Rosales; Rosaceae
Product: dephospho-CoA kinase
Exons: 6
Coding region: 685-1881 (398 amino acids)
Biological process (GO): coenzyme A biosynthetic process
Molecular function (GO): ATP binding; dephospho-CoA kinase activity
Source: RefSeq, a predicted model, not a curated record